CCGGCCGCGGAGGUGACGUCGCUCCAGUCUCGGGCCGGUUUCGGUGAAACUCGGUGUUUUUCAUGCGGCUGUUUGUUUGAUUUUCUUUCUAAAUCGUCAGUGAGGUUAAGCUAGAGAGCGGGACCCGUCCUCACCAUGCCGUCUCAUCCGCUGCGAGUGGCGGUGGUGUGCUCGAGCAAUCAGAACCGGAGCAUGGAAGCGCACGGCAUCCUCAGUAAGAGAGGAUUCAAUGUGCGUUCGUUUGGAACUGGCUCCCACGUGAAGCUGCCCGGACCGGCCCCAGACAAGCCCAACGUCUACGAUUUCAAAACCACUUACGAGCAGAUGUACAGCGACCUCGUCAAGAAAGACAAAGAACUAUACACCCAGAACGGGAUCCUUCACAUGCUGGACCGCAACAAGCGCAUCAAGCCCCGGCCUGAGCGCUUCCAGAAUUGCAAGGACCAGUUCGAUCUGGUGGUGACCUGCGAGGAGAGGGUGUACGACCAGGUGCUGGAGGACCUGAACUCGCGGGAGCAGGAGAGCUUCCAGCCGGUGCACGUGAUAAAUGUGGACAUCCAGGACAACCACGAGGAGGCCACGCUGGGAGCCUUCCUCAUCUGUGAAAUGUGCCAGUGUAUCCAGCACACGGAGGACAUGGAGAAUGAGAUGGACGAGCUCCUGCAGGAGUUUGAGGAGAAGAGCAGCCGCCCCUUCCUGCACACUGUCUGCUUCUACUGACCCCUCCCUCCCCGAACCAGCCUUAAGCCCCUCGCCCACCCCCUGCUACUGACAUCACCCACCCCCCAGCACUCCUGAUUGCAGAGCAGUGUGAGCCGUUACAGGUUUUACAGCAGACCUGCUAACAGAGCCUGUUUGAAGCAGGGCUGGGCAGCUCCAGUCCGGACCAUUUUUCCAGCCUUGACUUUAACUGAGUCUCCACCUGUCCUCUGUAGACACUGUAGGCUUCUUUACCAGGAAAACCAGGGGCAGUAUCCAGUCUAGGGACUGCAGUUGCCUUGUUCUCUGCUGCAGUAAUUAUUAUUAUUAUUAUUAUUAUUUGGAUGUAAACGUCUGCUAAAUGAUUAAAGCAGCUCGGAGACUCGCGGGUGGGCUGUGCAUCACAGCUGCUGCUGCUGCAGAGUCACUUCCAAUAGGAGCUUGUUUGGCACAAGGAGGUGAAGUGACUUGCUCAG
Messenger RNA from Polyodon spathula (Mississippi paddlefish), 1175 nucleotides. RefSeq names its product SSU72 homolog, RNA polymerase II CTD phosphatase (gene ssu72). Gene Ontology annotation, molecular function: RNA polymerase II CTD heptapeptide repeat phosphatase activity. Gene Ontology annotation, cellular component: nucleus; mRNA cleavage and polyadenylation specificity factor complex. The transcript has 5 exons. Lineage: Eukaryota; Metazoa; Chordata; Actinopteri; Acipenseriformes; Polyodontidae. Bases 136 to 720 code for a protein of 194 amino acids. The record is from RefSeq and is a predicted model, not a curated record. Gene Ontology annotation, biological process: termination of RNA polymerase II transcription.